This is a messenger RNA of Pristis pectinata (smalltooth sawfish), 631 nucleotides long. It is a transcript of the gene ssna1, whose product is annotated as Sjogren syndrome nuclear autoantigen 1. The transcript has 3 exons. Gene Ontology annotation, cellular component: centrosome; ciliary basal body. The record is from RefSeq and is a predicted model, not a curated record. The coding region runs from base 7 to 453 and encodes 148 amino acids. Lineage: Eukaryota; Metazoa; Chordata; Chondrichthyes; Rhinopristiformes; Pristidae.
AGGCUGAUGACGGCGGGCGGGGCGGCGGUUGGUUGUUGCCGGGAGACGGCUGGCGGGAGCGGCGCGGGCACCGGGGCGGCGGGAACGGGGAGACAGCGGCCCGGAGCCGCCGCCAUGACCCAGCAGGGGGCCGCGCUGCAGACAUACAACAACGAACUGGUCAAAUGUAUCGAGGAUUUGUGCACAAAGAGAGAAGAGCUGAACCAGCACAUUCUCCAGGAAGAAGAGCAGAAGAACAAGUUGCAGAAUGACAUCCGCAUUUUGACAGAGAAACUUGCAAAGGUGAAUGAGAGCCUGGCGCGCAAGAUGGCCACCCGAAAUGAAUUUGAUAGAACUAUUGCAGAGACUGAAGCUGCUUAUAUGAAGAUCCUGGAAAGCUCACAGACGCUGCUGACUGUCCUGAAACGGGAAGCUGGAACUCUGAAUCAGGUCAAGGAGAACAGAGAUGAAUAGGACUCCUGAUUUUCUGCAAUCAGCUUCAAUUAUAACAGUGUGAAAUGUCCUCAACAGAUGCCUAACAGAAGAUAACUGAUGUACAGUUUCAAAUAACACCUUUAUCAGGGAUUUUUGAUUGCUUAAGAAAGUACGAGUUUGUUGUGUUGUUUUGCAAUAAAGUUUAUAGAUAUGGAAA